AUGGCCUCCACUCGCUCACUCGGCCUCCACGAACCCGCGGCCGUUUCCUACUUGGUCGGAUUGACGGGUCCCGUGGACGACGAGCUAGUAUGGACGAAGCAUUGCGUGGUGUGGUCGCGCGCAGGGAUGGUAAAAAGAAUUUUCCGUAUGGACCCUGAAAAAGAGGAGAUUCGCUUUGCUCUGUUUACGCAAUUUGCGGUGGACAUCUCCAAAAGCCCUGUGGGAACUAUGCCUCAAACUCGCAAACAUACGACCAAUGCACCGACUGGCCAGGGCAGACGACAUGGGAAAGACACGCUCAGUUCUGGUCUUGGAUCAUCAUUGGAUUUGCUCGGAGAUGACAAAGUCGCUGUCAUUGCGCCGCAGCAACAAACCGGCCCUCUAGCGAGAGCUUUAGUGGUCGUCCUCAAGUCGCAAGCCCAUGUAUUCUUCGUUGCGGGAAACAGCCAUACAGUUCCAUUACCGUUCGAGACAGAAUCGGUGUUUCCCACGCCUCGUGGGCUGUUGUUCCAGAGGAAAAUGUUAGACGAGCAGCCCACUGGACGCGCGAAUCAAACAGCACCCCCAAAUUCGUUCAUGACAGCGGCCUUAUUUGACCCGGAUGCUUCACAAUCAAGCCUUUCACCCAUUGCUAGCAAACUGGGCAAAGGGUCACUCAAAAUACCAUCGACCAAAGGCACUACCUGGGCACCGAAUCCUUCUUCUAACUCUGAUCUCCCUCGGGUGUUUUCCCUUAUCGAUCCCCAUUCAGAGAUGGGCCUGGUCGUCACGUCGCAGUCUUCUCGCUGGCUGCAGAACAGUGUCGGAAGCUCCAACAAGCGCCGGCCUUCCGGGCUUGAUGUUCUGGACCAAGCGGAUAAGAUUGUUUACAUUUCACCCAAGGACGAACUCUCAAGCCCUGGCCAAGCAUCGUCAGCCUCACUGAUAUUAGUGGUUACUAUGAACUCGGUAACUGGGCUUUACACGGUAUGGUCAGCUCAAUACAAGGAAGGCGAAUCCGGAAAGGAUGCAAAAGAGAAAACUCGCAGACAAACCGAGGGUGCUCGAUCCAAUCGAAGGAGUUCCCAUUUUGGUAUGACACCUGGCGCAGCCACCCCGGCUCCUCGUCCGCGCGAAAGCUUUGGACCUUGGACAGAAAACAGAAAUACCUCCCAACCCAAUUCAUCCAAGAAGGACGGCGAAGAAGAUCUGGCCUCGAGAGUGGCGGGGGAUUUUGGCGACGUUGGAGUGCCAUUGAAAACCUCGCGACGCGUCAGUUCUUUGCUAGCACGAACAGAUCUUGCCACAAGCCAAGACCGCAUCACGUUCACGGAUCUCGCUACUGGUAGCCAAUCUAACGCCAUGCAUCAUGGGGGACCGCGGCAGUCCUUGGGGGCUAGCCUUCGUGGGAGUUUCGGGUUUAACCCCCGUGCAUCUCUGCCUCCUGCAGUAGGGUCUGUCUACAGCACUGUAGGAAGCUUUGCAGAGGCUCCAGUUGACAGGCUCCUUGAGGAGUUGAACAAUGAUGUUCUAUCUGCUGGAUUUGAGAACAUAGCCCUCCGGGAAUCUGCAUCGGGUCUAUCAGAAGAAAUUCUUCUUACAAAGGUCGAAAGUUUCUCCUCUCGGUUCUCAGGGAGCUUCAGCUCUUCUACCCAGCAGGCAUUCUUACGGAAUCUGAAAGUUUCUACACUGUCUCCCGUCGAUUUCGGAGACCGUCAGAACGGCAAGAACAGUUCCGUGGCGAUCUGUAUCGUGGACAAGGAUUCGCGAAAUAUGACCAUUGUGAACCUGAAAACAGAAAGGGUUGCGGUGUCAAAGAAUCAAAAGGGGGCUCCGUCGAGAUCAAAGAAAGCCCAAGGAUCAGACAAAUGGACACUGCUUGUUCAUGCUGCGGGCAUCCAACAUAUUUCUAACGUGUGGGACGCUGCCCGGAUCACUGACGGGGAGAUUUCGCGAAUUCUAACCUUGAGUGGGUCCGAGACUGGUCCUCACGAGCUGUCUUUACAGACUCCUUGGGGAAGCUCGACCAAGAUUGAGAUACCAGUGCCGUUGCAGUUGUAUGAGCCUCAUAGUAUAUCUCCAAGCAGACUUAUAAGUCGUCCGCGUGAAAGCGGCGUUAAUCGGGUCAUGGCUGAUCCUGAUCUUGUUUUCGUCGCUUUGGAUCAUAGCUGUUCGAGGGGAAAGAUCGACCUGAUAGAUACAGAGAAGCAACGACACAGAGUGCAAAUACGAAUGGAGCCUCGAAAUGACCUGGUGAAGAAGGUCUUCAAAGUCUGCCAGUUCAUUCUUCGCGAUUUUGAGAAGGCUGGCGAUGGGAUUAUCGUGGCAUGGUGGGAAGUGAUGAAAUGGCUCCGAGGUAAAGAGGAGAUCGAGAAUGAACCGGAGUGGACUGCUCUAGUCGUGGUAUUAUUUGCUCUUGCAGUUCCAUUCAUCCCACCAUCACCCCCCGAAACGCCAGCAAAGAGGACGCGUCGAAAGAAGGGACUUCUCCGCUCAAGUAGCGGCACUUAUGUGGAUCUAGAAAGCUGGGAAGCUAUGCUUGACUUGGAGACCAGCUCUGCAGGUGUUGUCGCCCCUUGGAUGAAGAGCAGCUCUUGGGGUUGGAUUGUUGAGCAAGACGCAGUAGAAGACCUGGCAGCUCGCGAUGCAUCCCGAACCCCCAAGAACGACCAGCCUAAUGCAAAUCGAUCUACUUAUCGCCACAAUUCUUACAUCCUCCGAUGUGCAUCUCUUAGCCGAGAAUAUCUGAGAAGCCCUAGUGGCCAGAGAGCUUCUGGACAGGAUGGUUUCCUGCCCAUAUCAGGCGCAUUUCCCGAAACAACCAGAUGCACAGCCCUAGGGACCAUCAUUGUUGGUCUCCAUCUUCUCCGGGAAGAGCAGAAGCUCUCGAACUGCGACACUGAAGAAUCUCGCCAGUCUUUAGGGAUGCUUGCUCCGAUUCUUGCACAAUUAGGCGGCUGGCUAGGAUGGAAAUCCUGGGGUUGGAAGGAAGACUCUUACUUCGGUUCCGAGAUGGCUAGCAUCGAUCGCUGGCAAUUCGAAGACACGCGAAUUUCCCUUCUGAACGUGCCUGCUGAACCCUUCGCGCCUCCAUCCAUAUUUGUCCACCUCAUCAACGCCUCCCGACAAACAACAAACAUGUUCUUGACUUUGCUCGACACUGUCGCUGUGUCCGACCGAGCUCCCAGAAAGGGUCGUAUGUGGCAAAGAUGCUUCAAUUUGACCCCUCGUACAAUGGCUUUGAACGGCUUUUUUACCGAAGCUCACCGAGUCUCGACACCUCUGGAAAAGAUCAAGCUCUUGCAUCGAUGGGGGUUGACUAAAAGCAUCAUCGAUACCUUUCCAGAAGGUGUAAGUGCUCCGCUGUACGAGACAAUAAUGCAAUGCCAAACAACGGCUUCGACGUCUUGGAACUCAGCUCUUCUUGAGUUGAUUGAUCGUGAGGAUCUGUACCUGUCAAUGAAUCCGGCUCACAGCCACACGUUUGCGACACCCCAACAGUCAGUUGUUUCUCAUGAUGCUAUACGAGACUUUCAUCAUAUCAGCACUUCUUCUCUGGAUAUCGACAACGUUAAUGCAUUUGAGAUCUCUGCCGAGGCUGACCGUUUCUCUGUGACAAAACUGGUCUUCCGUGAGGACAAACGGUUCCUGGAGGCAGCUCGCAUACUAAACCAAUCAAAAGCGCCAGUAGCGGACUGUACUCCUGAACCUGACUGGACAGAUUCUCAGCUCCUCGAGGCACAGAAGGAUCUUGUCCAGCUGGUUUCAUUCCGAACUUUGUCUACACCUGCAGGCCGUGGUAUGCUCUCUUUCAGUGGUCGGCUACCGCUGCUCACAGAAAAGCUUCCGAUUCCCUCCUUCUCACUGCAGUGUGUUAUGAAGCCGUCCAAUGUCACAGUCAGCGCAGAGAGAUCCGCAUUUACUGAAGAAAAGGUCUGCUGGGCUUUUUUUCACAAUGGUGUGUCCACCGGUCUAGCAAUCUCAAAGGCCUCCAAAGGCAUCGAUACUUCAUGGAUACUGUUCAACAAGCCGCAGGAACUCACUAAUCGCCACGCCGGAUUCUUGUUAGCACUUGGUCUCAAUGGUCAUCUCAAGUUAUUGGCCAAGUGGGUAGCCUUCAAAUAUUUGACGCCCAAACAUACCAUGACCUCGAUUGGCCUUUUGCUUGGACUUUCAGCAUCAUAUAUCGGUACAAUGGACACGCUGAUCACUCGAUUGCUGUCUGUUCAUGUCACCAGAAUGCUCCCGCUUGGAGCAGCAGAACUUAACCUUUCUCCCCUCACCCAAACUGCUGGUAUAAUGGGUAUCGGGUUGCUGUAUUGCGGCUCCCAGCAUCGGCGGAUGAGUGAGGUCAUGCUCUCCGAAAUCGAAAACAUCGAACAAGACGAGCAGUCGGUUUCUCAAGAAGAGCUACGUGACGAAGGAUACCGUCUUGCUGCCGGCUUUGCACUGGGUCUCAUUAACCUUGGCAAGGGCAAGGAUUUGCGAGGAAUGCGUGAUAUGCACAUCGUUGAACGAUUAUUGGCAAUCGCUGUUGGGACAAAGCAGGUCGAUCUUUCACACAUACUCGAUCGUGCGACGGCGGGAGCGACCAUUGCCCUGGCAGUUAUAUUCAUGAAAACCAAUGACGAGGUCUUGGCUAAGAAGAUUGACAUUCCUGACACAAGUGUGCGCUUUGACUAUGUGCGACCUGAUCUCUUCCUUCUACGAACCCUCGCCAGGCAUUUGAUCAUGUGGGACGGCAUCAAGCCCUCUUUCGAUUGGAUCAAUGCAAGCUUGCCUAAGAUAUACCGGCAGCGGUCUCGUCUGACAGGAAUGAACAAGCUGCGAAGUGAUGAUAUGCCAUUCUUCAACAUAAUCGGGGGUCUAUGUCUUGCUAUCGGCCUCCGCUACGCAGGCUCUGGCGAUAUUCCAGCACGGGACAUCUUGCUGUUUUACCUGGACCAGUUCAUUCGCAUAUGUCGGCUCCCAGCACUCAACUAUGAUGCUAAGCUAGCUCGAAACUCGGUACGCAAUUGUCAGGACGUCUUGUCCUUGUCCGCCGCGGCUGUUAUGGCCGGCACAGGCGACUUAGCUCUAUUCCGGCGCCUGCGUUCUCUUCAUGGCAGAGUGGACCCCGAUACUCCGUAUGGUAGCCAUAUGGCAUCCCAUAUGGCUGUUGGCAUGCUAUUUUUGGGUGGAGGCAGCUACACCUUAGGCACGUCUGACCUUGCAGUAGCCUCAUUGCUAUGUGCAUUCUAUCCUAUUUUCCCCACAACUGUGUUGGACAAUAAAUGUCAUCUGCAAGCCUUCCGCCACUUCUGGGUUCUUGCCGCGGAGCCUCGCUGUCUCAUUCCUCGUGACAUUGACACUCGCCGUCCGAUCUCUCUCCCGAUAGUCAUCACUUCCCGCAAUGGCACCAAGAAUACUACCACUGCCCCUUGUUUAUUGCCUGAUCCGUGUGAGAUUACACGCAUCGAAGUUCGUGGUCCAGACCACUGGCCUCUCGUCCUAGACUUCAGCCAAGACAACGCUCUGCGAGACAAAUUCCGCCAUGGUGACCCCUCCGUCUACCUCCGCCGCAAAGCCACAUACAGUCCGUUGGGUGCUUCGACCUCUGUUUUUGCUUCCACACUCACAGGUCUCAGUGAAGCGCAGGACAUCCUCCCGGCAGGCACAGCCGCUUCAUCCUCCAACCCAGCCAAGGGUCUCCCACCAUCCGCCCUCGCCAACGGAACUGAUCUUCUCCCCCGCUCUCUAUCUGCUGUCACCACACCGUCUCAAAGUCCCUGGGAUUGGGUUUUUCAACUCCCUUCCCUCCGGGAUCUCGAUAUCCGCGAGCGCUCUCUCGUCCUCCCCUCUUCGUUCCCGAUUCCAUCGCCGCGCAUCUCUACAGCACUCACCCAUUCGCCCCCAUGGCUACGGAGCUCAGCCGUCGAUGCCCGCCUCGAUCUCUCCCACACGAUUCAGAGUAUCAUUAGAUCCUCUCGGGGCCGUGGGGCCGAUGAGGACGAAGUCCGCGAUCGUAUAUGGCAGCUUCGUAUGCUAUUUGACUGGCUGGAUCGGUCUCAAUCUGCCGAGAACGAGCUGGCAGGCUCGCAAGAAAUGCGCAUAUUGCCCUCUGGACUGUGGUUACGCAGAGACUUUAUUGAGGAAGCCAGGUGGAAGAUUUGGGGCGUGCAAAUUGAGGAUCAAGCUCUUGGUGACGGUGCGGCGACUGGUGGCGACUGA
Penicillium chermesinum is the source of this 6189-nucleotide messenger RNA. Its product is annotated as anaphase promoting complex subunit 1. The transcript has 2 exons. Gene Ontology annotation, cellular component: anaphase-promoting complex. The coding region runs from base 1 to 6189 and encodes 2062 amino acids. Gene Ontology annotation, molecular function: molecular adaptor activity. Gene Ontology annotation, biological process: metaphase/anaphase transition of mitotic cell cycle; anaphase-promoting complex-dependent catabolic process; protein K11-linked ubiquitination. The record is from RefSeq and is a predicted model, not a curated record. NCBI's taxonomy places the organism in Eukaryota, Fungi, Ascomycota, Eurotiomycetes, Eurotiales, Aspergillaceae.